Rhododendron vialii is the source of this 1319-nucleotide messenger RNA. RefSeq names its product pentatricopeptide repeat-containing protein At1g62930, chloroplastic-like. The transcript has a single exon. Gene Ontology annotation, molecular function: protein binding. The record is from RefSeq and is a predicted model, not a curated record. NCBI's taxonomy places the organism in Eukaryota, Viridiplantae, Streptophyta, Magnoliopsida, Ericales, Ericaceae. The annotation marks the transcript as partial.
CGCUGGCUAUUUAGGUCAAUUCCUUUUGCUGCAUGAAUCGAGUUGAUUAUGGGUUUGCUAUCUUAGCUAUCUUCUUUAAAUGUGGUUACCAGGCGGAUGUGCCUGUCUUCAACUUUCUAAUAAAUGGGUAUAUUUUACAAGAUAACAUUGCUGAGGCUGUGCGAUUGUUUCUAAGGUUGGUAAAAUGUGGAGACAUUAUGCCUAACGAGGUUAUGUACGGGACCAUCAUAAAUGGGCUUUGUAAACUUGGAAACACUACAAUGGCUGUAGAGUUGGUCAGGAGUUUGGAAAAAUGGAACUUUAAGCCGAUUGUUGUGAUUUAUAACACAAUCAUCGACAACCUUUGUAAGGAUGGAAAUGUAGAUGAUGCUUUGGGCCUCCUGCCAGAGAUGAGACAGUUGGAUGUUAUGCCAGAUGUGGUUACCUAUAAUUCUUUAGUUGAUGGGUUCUGCAAAUUUGGUCGACAAAUGGAUGCCACAAGAAUGUUGAGUGACAUGAUAGAGCAAAAUAUAUUUCCAGAUGUCAUAAUGUAUAAUAUGUUGGUAGAUGCACAUUGCAAGGAGGGAAAGACUAAAGAAGCAAAGGAAAUACUCGCUAUCAUGAUUCGAAGAGGUAAGGAAUCCGAUGUAGGCACUUACAGUGCACUUAUGGACGGAUAUUGUUUGCAAGGGCACAUGGACAAAGGAAAAGAAGUGUUCAACUCCCUGGUGGAUAAGGGACUUGAGCCCGACAUACGCAGCUAUAAUAUUUUGGUCAAGGGAUACUGCAAGAAGAAGAAUAUAGACGAAGCCAUGCAUCUCUUCCGAGAAAUGGCUUGUAAAGGGUUAAAACCUAGUACCGUCACUUACACCACUUUGUUACAGGGUCUGUUUACAUUAGGAAGGUGUGAUGCUGUAGAUAGUCUUUUUCACGAGAUGAUGUGUAGAGGUCCAAAACUUGACAUUGUAACUUACUCAGUUUUGUUAGACGGCUUCUUUAAGAACCACGAAGUCGUCAAGGCAGUAGAGGUGUUUCGUUCAAUGCAAGAUCGCGGUAUAACUCCUAAUAUUGUUGUUUACGGUAUCCUCAUAAAUGGCAUGUGCGAAACUGGGAAAAUUGAAGAUGUUCGAAAACUUUUUAGUUCCAUUUCUGCGAAAGGUUUGAAACCCAUUGUUAAGAUUUACACCACAUUGAUUGGUGGACUUUGUAAGGAGGCCUUGCUGGAUGAAGCCGAGGAGUUACUCUUGCAAAUGGAGGGAGAUGGGUGCCCACCAAAUGAUGUCACCUACAAUAUUGUGAUUCGGGCAUUCUUGGAGAGCGGAGACAAACACAAGGUUAUG